Molecule: messenger RNA, 960 nt
Organism: Magallana angulata
Lineage: Eukaryota; Metazoa; Mollusca; Bivalvia; Ostreida; Ostreidae
Product: chromosome partition protein Smc-like
Exons: 2
Coding region: 1-960 (319 amino acids)
Source: RefSeq, a predicted model, not a curated record
AUGGCUACUCCUUUUGAGGUAAACAUGAAAGAAAUAGAUUUAUUGAAAAGGAUUGAGAGGUUGAAAAAAGAGCUUGUUGGGAAAGAAGAAAUGAUUAGAGAAAGAGAGAAUGUUAUUAGAGAAAGAGAGAAUGUUAUUAGAGAAAGAGAGGAUGAAUUGAAAGAAAAAGACCGUAUGUUAGAUGAAAAAGAGGAAGAGUUAUCAUUUUGGCAAAAAAGUGUGAAAACAACCAGAGAAAAAGGAGAUAAAAUAGCUGAUGAGUUUAAGUUUAUGUUUGAAAGGAGAGAGGAAGAUUUGAAAGAAAAAUUGGCAAUCAGAGAGAGAGAAUUUGAUGAACAGCUACAGACCUUAGAAGAUCAGAAAGAGAAAAUGAGAUUAUUAGAAGAAAAAGAGAGAUCAGAAAGAGAAGAGUUGGCCCCACAUAGUGUCUAUCACAACACAAUCAGUGAAAAAGUUGAGGAUAGAAAAGGUUCAAAAAUACAAAACAGUCCCACACCACCCAAAUUGUCAACCUACGAUGGAAAAACAGAGUGGAAGCCUUACUACAUUCAGUUUAAUCAUAUAGCUAAAAAAUACAUGUGGAAUGAGAGAGAAAAACUAGACAAGAUGAUUGAAUGUUUGAGAGAAAAAGCAUUAAAAUUCUUUAGUUCUAGACCAGAAAAUGUACAAAAGGACUUUAAGUUGUUAUGUCAGAAAUUUAAAGAAAGAUUUGAGAGGAAGGACCAGUCUCACAUAAUUCGUCGCCAACUGCAAGAGAUCCAACAGAAGGCAGACGAAACACUGGAAGAAUUUGCAGAAAGGAUAGAAGAUUUAUCCACUGAGGCUUAUCCAGACAGUCCAGAAUUCUUCAGAAGCACCAUCACCAUUGACGCCUUUCUAAGGGGCUGUUUGGAAAAGAGAGCUGCAUUAGUCACUUUAGAUAAAGAUCCAAAAACUUUAGACAAGCGGUUCAACAUAUGA